UCCAAAGUCUGUAGGAUUCACCCUCUGGGGAUCAUGAAUGUCAAAGUUUCACAACUAACGUGGUUAAAAGAAGUGUUGGUACUUCUCAAGCUAAAUAGGUAUCUAUGGAGUACUGUACUGGACAGUAAGAUGAACACCUUAACAUCCGAAAACAGAUAAAACAACAGUUUUAAACAUGUGCCAUGGGGUGACACUUAAACUGAAAUAUGCUGUUAUUUUGUCAAAAAACGAAUUAAGAGGUCUUCAGAUAUUACUAUUAUUAAAACUCCAAUUACAUUACUGAUGAGUACAGCAUGUACAAUGCAUUUUUUUCUCAGUUUGACCGUACAGGCCUGACAGAUAUGGAACAUAACCAUGCUGCCAAAGCAAAUCACAAUAAAAGUCAACCUCAUCUACGCUCCUCUCAGUUCUUUGUUUCCCCUCUCUUUCUGCUGGUUCACAGUCAUAGCAACAAUGCGUGAUCUGAAACGUAAAGAUAAGCUGGUGGAGGCUGCCGGGGAGGCGUAUGGGAACACUCUUUCUCUGGCUGUACUAGACGUCUGCAGCGACGAGUCUGUCAAACAGUGUAUUAAUGGCAUCGAAGAUAGACGCGUGGAUAUCCUCAUCAACAACGCAGGUGUCGGCCUGGUGGGUCCAGUGGAGAGCAUCCCCAUCGAAGAUAUGCAGAAAGUGUUUGAGACCAAUUUCUUCGGGGUGGUACGCCUGAUCAAAGAGGUGAUGCCUGACAUGAAGAAAAGGAAAGAAGGACACAUAAUCGUGGUCACCAGUGUGAUGGGACUGCAAGGCGUGGUGUUCAAUGACGUGUAUACAGCUUCCAAGUUUGCGAUAGAGGGCUUCUGUGAGAGUUUGGCUGUGCAGCUCUUGAGGUUUAAUAUCAGAUUGUCUAUGAUCGAGCCCGGCCCGGUGCACACAGAGUUUGAAGGAAAGAUGAUUCAGGAAGUGAUGCAGAAAGAGUAUCCCGGAACGGACCCUGAUACUUUGUAUCAGUUCAAAACCAUCUAUCUUCAGUCUGCUAUUAACAUCUUUGAGAUAAUGGGACAAACGCCUGAUGUCAUCGCCAGAUGUAUUAAGAAAGUGAUUGAAGCAAGCACCCCGCGUUUCCAUAAUCUGACCAACCCCUUGUACAUGCCCAUUAUAGCGAUGAAAUACGCUGAUGAAACUGGAACUCUGUCUGUCCAAGGCUUCUACCACAUGUUCUAUAGCCUGGGUCCUCUAUUGAAUGUCACCGCAGCUGUCAUGAGGUUUUCCAGUUUUCUGAAGAGAAGGACAGUUUCACCAGACUAGAGACUUUACACAGAUGUCAACAUUAACAUCCUGAGUAUGCU
Messenger RNA from Larimichthys crocea (large yellow croaker), 1325 nucleotides. RefSeq names its product retinol dehydrogenase 8-like. NCBI's taxonomy places the organism in Eukaryota, Metazoa, Chordata, Actinopteri, Sciaenidae. The record is from RefSeq and is a predicted model, not a curated record. Bases 355 to 1284 code for a protein of 309 amino acids. Gene Ontology annotation, cellular component: cytosol. The transcript has 5 exons. Gene Ontology annotation, molecular function: all-trans-retinol dehydrogenase (NAD+) activity. Gene Ontology annotation, biological process: retinol metabolic process.